AUGACUUCUCCCUCCAAUGGCCCUUCUUCCAAUCAUGCGGAUCAGCCGGAUUCUCAACGAUUGCUGCAGCACGAUUCAACCUUAACGGUUGCACAAUCGGUUUCUCUUUCCAUCGGGGGUGACUCCCUUCUCGUUGUCGGUACGUGUUCGAUUUGGCUAACUGUACCUAUUACAGCUAAAACUACCCAUUCCAUUGGGCUAUAUAAUAUUCUUGAUGCCGAUCUUUCCCCUGCGGGCCUAACUAUCACCUAUGCCCAAGCCGCUACCAAAGGCAGCAUCUCUGUGGCUGCCCUUGAGUACCCGAUCAGUGAGAAAGAAAAGGCAAAUGCGCAGACGUGGGUUUCGCGACUGUUAGACCUUGCAUAUGGCGAAGCACAACGGUAUAAGAGACUUAAAGUUUUAAUCAACCCAUUUGGCGGUAAAGGUGCAGCUUCUAAGAUCUAUCACAAACAUGCAGCACCGGUCUUCGCCGCUGCGCGCUGUGUGGUUGAUGUGCAGCAAACAACACAUCGAGGCCACGCCACCGAGAUCGUGGAGCAGAUCGACAUCGAUGCCUAUGAUGCUAUCGUUUGCUGUUCCGGUGAUGGUUUACCGUAUGAGGUCUUCAAUGGUCUCGGAAAGAAACCGAAUGCUGGAGAAGCACUGGCAAAAGUAGCCGUCGCCAUGGUUCCCUGCGGCUCUGGUAAUGCCAUGGCAUGGAACCUUUGUGGGACGGGCAAUGUUUCAGUGGCAGCGCUUGCGAUUGUCAAAGGCUUGAGAACGCCUAUGGAUCUGGUCUCGCUUACGCAAGGGAACACUCGGACUUUGUCGUUCCUGUCUCAAUCCUUCGGUGUCAUCGCGGAAUCGGACCUUGGAACCGACAACAUCCGAUGGAUGGGGGCUCACCGUUUCACGUACGGUUUCCUUGUACGCAUCAUGCAACGGACGGUGUACCCAUGCGACCUCGCCAUCAAAGUGGAGAUUGAUGAUAAAAGAGCGAUCAAAGACCAUUACAAUACAUACGCACACAACCCAGCUCCGCGCCGUUCCCCCGAAGAGACUGCAGGACAGUCCAAGGGUCUUCCCGAGCUUAGAUACGGCACGGUCCAGGAUGAUCUUCCCAAAGAUUGGGAAGUUGUUCCAGGAGAAGAAAUGGGCAACUUUUACGCAGGCAAAAUGGCUAUUGUAUCCAAGGACACAAAUUUCUUCCCUGCCUCCGUGCCCAACGAUGGGUUAAUGGACAUUGUCACUAUCAACGGAACACUUCCCCGUACUACGACCCUCAAGAUGAUGACUGCCAUCCCUGAGAAUGAGUUCUUUGAUAUGCCCGAUGUCAAGAUCCGCAAAGCUGCUGCCUACCGCCUGGUCCCUCGUCAGAAGGAAGGUUAUAUCAGCGUCGACGGUGAAAGCAUCCCGUUCGAAGCUCUCCAGGCUGAAGUCCAUAAAGGUCUCGGUACAGUGCUUUCUAAAUCGGGACAUCUUUAUGAGGCAGAGGGCCCGAGACCGUAA
Molecule: messenger RNA, 1488 nt
Organism: Aspergillus oryzae RIB40
Lineage: Eukaryota; Fungi; Ascomycota; Eurotiomycetes; Eurotiales; Aspergillaceae
Product: putative sphingosine kinase (SphK)
Exons: 2
Coding region: 1-1488 (495 amino acids)
Biological process (GO): sphingosine biosynthetic process
Cellular component (GO): membrane; cytoplasm; intracellular membrane-bounded organelle
Source: RefSeq, a predicted model, not a curated record